AUGGUGGCAAGCAAAUCAAAGGUCGAUGAUCCCCAAGGUCUCAGCUUUAUUCCACCAAGCGUGGAAAAAGAGCAUGUGCUCUCGGGAGAUUCCUACGCCUACUAUACACCUAUUCCAGCCGCCAUCACGCCCCACGAUAAAUCCAAUCCCACAAAUCCCACAACUGAAGCUACACCAUGUGUACUAGGCGUUGACGAAGCCGGUCGCGGCCCAGUCCUAGGACCAAUGGUCUACGGCGCAUUCUACCUACCACUCGAUCUCCACCACUCCCUCUUAGCCGAAGAGCACAGCUUCGACGACAGCAAAGUCCUCACCCCCGGCGUCCGCGCCAACCUCAUGCGUCUACUCAACACACCAGGCGAGAAUUUAUUCGAAUCCUGCGGCUACGCGAUCAAACUUCUUUCGGCGCGCGAUAUUGGUUCCGGGAUGAUGAAACCGGGUACGGCGGUGUACAAUCUGAAUGCGCAAGCUAUGGAUGCUACGAUUGAGAUCAUUCGUGGUGUUGUUGAAGAGCGUGGCGUUGAUGUAAAGGAGGUUUAUAUCGAUACCAUUGGUAAUCCGGCUACAUACCAACAGAAGCUGGAGCGGAUUUUUCCUUCUUUGAAGAUCACUGUCGCCAAGAAGGCGGAUUCCUUAUACCCUUGUGUGAGUGCUGCUAGUGUCGCGGCCAAGGUGACGCGUGAUGUUGCCCUGGAAGUUCUGUAUGAGGCUGUGCUUCGCGAGCAGUCGUUGGAUACAACACCUGAAGGAUGGGGUAGUGGUUAUCCCUCGGAUUCCAAAUGCACCGGCUGGCUGAGACGCAACAUGGACCCUGUUUUCGGUUGGGGCAAUGAGUGCCGCUUCAGCUGGGGUACUGCGAAAGAAAUGCUGGAACUGAAGGGUGGAGCACGGGUGGACUGGCCGGUCGAUGAUGACGAGGAUGGGAAUGCGAUGCUGAGCGAGUUUCUUCUCGCGUCAGGUCCGACUAAAAGUACCGGAGGACAAAGUGGCUUGCAAGAAUGGUUUGGCCAGAAACAAGCCGAGAUUUUAUAA
Messenger RNA from Penicillium waksmanii, 1032 nucleotides. RefSeq names its product ribonuclease H2 catalytic subunit RNH201. Gene Ontology annotation, biological process: mismatch repair; DNA replication, removal of RNA primer. Gene Ontology annotation, cellular component: ribonuclease H2 complex. Lineage: Eukaryota; Fungi; Ascomycota; Eurotiomycetes; Eurotiales; Aspergillaceae. The record is from RefSeq and is a predicted model, not a curated record. Bases 1 to 1032 code for a protein of 343 amino acids. Gene Ontology annotation, molecular function: RNA binding; RNA-DNA hybrid ribonuclease activity. The transcript has a single exon.